CUUUAUUUUUAAUGGUGUUAGUUGCUAAUCGAACGCAACUGACAGAGAGAUACCAACAAGACGGCCAACCUAAAACAACGAUAUUUUCUAUUAGGCGAGCAGCCGUUGCCAAUAAUACGGCCGCAGCAAUUGCAACAUUAUAGUUCACAACACUACAAAACGAGGCAACCAAGGCAGCUAGAUUUAAACAACAACAACAACAAUAACAAAUUGUUUGAAAGACAACAACAGCCACAACUAAAACAACAAUUACUACAUACGACCAUCAGUUGCUGUCAUAAUUGUAACUGUUGCUGCAAAGGUGAUUGUAGUGUUGGUCGUUGUAUUUGUUGUUGCAGUCGUCGUCGUUAUUGCUGUUGCAUGUUAACGCAAAGUUUCACGCAUAAAAGCCACAAAAUUACCACCUUAACAACAGACAGUUAUAAACAACUAUUUGUUUUGAUUACCAUGUUAUUAACAGUAUUAAGUGUACAGCCAUCAACAUUUACAAUGGCAGCACCUAUGCAACAGCCACAACAGUAUCAGUUGACGCAACCGCAGCUACAACCACCAGAACAACAUAAUUUACCAUACGAUUUACUUCAUCAACAACCGUCGUCGCAGUUAUAUGAAAUUUUGUUGGCUGAAAAACAACAAUUGGAGACUGAUAAGAUAAGAAUGCGAAGGGAGGAGAUGGAAAAUGUGGCCGAUUUGGUGGAUGUGGAUAAGGUCUAUAAACGUCAAACAAAUUUUCAUGAUCGUUAUCAUAUUAUAAUGCAGUCUCAGACGAUAAAUUGGUAUAAUCCUUGUGGUGGCAUUCAUAAAAUGGACGAAAAACCGGUUAAGCGUAAGAGACCUCCACCGAUUAAGAAGGAACUUCGAAAACUUCAGAAUACCACAGUGAAAUAUUAUAAUUUUAUUAAGGAGAAUCUACAUGCGAUCAAUAUAGGUAACAUGAAACAAUGGGAUUCAGCUGCGGAGAAUUACUCUUUUUUGCCAAAAUUAAAUACUAAUUCAAGUAUUUCCCUCCGUCACUGGCAUCGACAAUUGCAGAUCUACGUGGCAGCUUUUGAAUAUCUCCACCGCGCUCAAUUGCAUUUCGACUAUCUAAAAGACAAUCAGAAAAGUCCGUUUGCUAAAGAACUAAAUCUGCUAAUGAUAAAUGCUCGCAAUAUUUUGUGUAAUAUAGAACAUGCCAUCAAUAAUACCACCACACGCAAAAGGGCCACAAAUAUCGAUUCACUCUUCAUAAAUCGCACUCGAAUGGAAGGCAUACUUAAUUUUGCCACCAAUAUCAAAUAUGUAUCACCCUUGAGGUGGCAUGAAAUUAGAACUGGUGACAAAAGUUGGACAGUUAAUGUAUUAGAUUUACGUUUUGCCAAAUCUCAUUAUUAUGUUUUUUUGCGCAAAUUAAUGAAAACUCUAAGAAUGCAUACAAAAAGACCGGGACCCAUAAAACUGGGCAGAAAUGCAAAUCAAAAUAAAUCAAAAAAUAAACAAAAUCAGCAGCUACAGCAACAAAGGAACAGGCAAAAUGUUCACGGAACAAAAUUAAGACAUUCAAAGAAAAAUUCGAAUAAGUAUUAAAUAAAUUUAUAAAUUUUGUAAAAUGGUUAACGAAAUACUUAAUCUCGUCUACAUUAGCAUUCACAUUUUAAACAUUUCCCUAAUUUAUAUUUGUCAUUAUUAUCGAAUUGAAUUUUAUAUUAGUUUGGGUGAAUUUUUUUUAAAUAACUUGAAAACUAUUUCAAUUGUAUUAUUUAUAUAUCAUAUCUUUAUUUAUCAUUAAAUAUUAUUGUUAUAAUUUAAGUACUAAUCAUAAUCUCAUUUUCAGGAAUGAGUGGUUUCACAGUUUCUUGUUUAUAAGAAAAAAAGUUUUAAAAUUGGCAGUUAUAUAAUGGCAUCUGAGAUACUUUUUAUAUUUUUUUCAAGUCGCUGAA
Lucilia sericata (common green bottle fly) is the source of this 1919-nucleotide messenger RNA. RefSeq lists its product as uncharacterized. The transcript has 4 exons. Gene Ontology annotation, biological process: embryonic development via the syncytial blastoderm; cell surface receptor signaling pathway via JAK-STAT. Lineage: Eukaryota; Metazoa; Arthropoda; Insecta; Diptera; Calliphoridae. Bases 361 to 1566 code for a protein of 401 amino acids. The record is from RefSeq and is a predicted model, not a curated record.